GGGACUUGCAUUUCUGGGAAAAGAAUCGAGCCGGGGGUCACAAUGGAGCUAGUUCCAGGCGACACGCUGAAGCUCGGGGAGUCAAGUAGAUUGUACAGACUUGACUGGGUUCCGAUCAGCUUUGCUUAUGAGGAUGAGAAUCAUCUGUCUCGUGGCUGGGAUCUGAGUGACGAAAUAGAAGCUAUAAGGUGGCAAUUCUCUGAGGAGGAUCUAGGUUUGUCCGUGCAAGAAACGGCUGCAGAGGUAGACAACACUCACUCACCUGAAAUGUUCAACGCUGAAAAUGAAGUCUGAGAUGUUCAAUGAUGAAAAUGAAGCAUCUAAAACGUUCAAUGAUGAGAAUGAAAUCUCCGGUAGUCAGCUGUUUUCGUUGGGUGCAUCAUUUUCUGGUGAUGAUGAAGCAGAAGAGGAUAAUGAAGGGAAUGAUCUAGGUGAAACUAUGGAGGAUCGGCCGUUAUCUGACGAGGCAACAACGCCUCCAUGUCCAGAAGAUGAAGUGGAGAUUGUCAGUCCGUCUGAGAUAUGCAACGAUGAAAAUGAAUUCUACAGCAGUCAGCAAGGCCGCAUUCCAUUGACGGAAAUCGUGGAGGCUUCUGAGAUCAACUUGGAGAAAAGGUUAGGUAUGAACAUUUGGUCGAGGAGGGGUAAAUCCGAAGGCGUCAAGAUCAGAACCAGCAGAAGCAAGGCGGCCUGCACGAGCAUUCAUAUGAGCGUGCAGGUCAUAUCACUUCUCGAUGCAGAUCGUGUGAAUAAACCAAUGGUGAAAGAUCAAUGUGGUUCUAGUCAGGAUAAGGAUGAAGAGAACUUCACCCCGAAGAAGGAGAACGCCUCCCCCGAUUCCUGUCUAGUUAGGUCCUUGGGAGAGAAGUUCGACCAGGCUUUGCAGAGCGAAUCAGUCUCAGACAAUGAAAGUUUCACUUCAGACAAGGAGAACAUGACUCCGAACAGCCAUCUGCUUAAGUCCAUCAAGAAUGCCGGGAGCUCUCAAGAAGUUAGGCGUCCGAACUUGCAUAAACCUUCACCCUUGAAGAUAGAUAGUUGUGGCAUUCUACAGGAACUUAAAUCAGCUUCCAAAAGCCAUUGUGUUUACAAGGCAGCAGAAAGGGAACCUUUUCUUCCGCUGCCUGUGGUUUCCAGCGGUAAUGAUAAGUCCACACCGACACCUCCAGUUCGUGAAUGCACGAAGAGAGAAGGAAGAUGUGUCGAUUACUCCAAGACGAGUGGGAAAAGGUGGAUUAUUUUAGUAGACACUGGUUGUCUUCUGAACAAGAAGUCGAGGAGAGAGCUGCAGCUGUUGAGAGGUCUCCGAGGGACUCCGUUGGUCAUUCCAAGAAUCGGUUUGAGGGAGCUCGACUGCAUGGUGAGGUGCGCUAGUUUCCUGUCAAGAAUGACGGAGUCUUCUUCUGCGCUGCAAUGGAUCGAAAAAUGUAUGGCUUCUACAACGUGUUGGAUUCACGUGCAGAGCUCAGCAGAGGAGAGCAGGCUCGUCCCACCAACUCCGCCUGCUGCUGCCUCUGCGCGCUGGUUAAGCGAGGAGAAAGGCACAUUCCCUGUCGGCUCAGUCCCCUUAUCUCCCUAUACUCUGCAAGAAAUUGUCACUCCAACCGCUGCAGACCACAUCCUCGAAUCUGCUCUCUUCUUCAAGCAAGCCAUGGACGGGAAACUUGUCCUUCUCAGUGAUGAUGUCACUUUAAAGAUCAAAGCUAUGGCCGAGGGUGUCAUCUGCGAGACAGCAAGAGAGUUUCGCACGAGUCUUGUCAACCCUUUCUCAGCGAGGUUCUUGUAUUCCGACAGCUCUCCAAGAGGGCCUACUUGGACUUGUGUGGAUGAUACAGUCCUUAAGGAGAAAUACUACCCCAGCCCCACGAAGAAGGCCACAAGAUCGGGAGACGGUGCUAAAGGUUUGAAGCUGAUACUGCUGCACAACUCCAAUUUCAGACAGAUGAGAGCUUAGGCUGUUGAGAAUUUGUGCCCCAAAUUUGAGUGCUUCCCAAUUGCUCAAUGUAUGUUACUACUUACUAUAUUUUGGCAAUAGAUAUAAUCAAAUGGAAGUUUUACUU
This is a messenger RNA of Salvia hispanica, 2060 nucleotides long. NCBI's taxonomy places the organism in Eukaryota, Viridiplantae, Streptophyta, Magnoliopsida, Lamiales, Lamiaceae. The record is from RefSeq and is a predicted model, not a curated record.